AUCUCGGUCGUGACUGGAGUUGCACAAGGAGUUUCUGAACAGAGGAAGCGCAACGCAGAUGCGUCAAAUCAAACACGCAUGCUCAAAUUCCACGUCGAUGUGUGGGUCGAUGCUUCAUUGCGGAAGGGCAAGGGCGCGGAACUCCAUGACACGAUUCUAACGCUGCGCAAAGACAAAGUCUGGGUAGAGGCGAAGAGUCCGAUUACAAGACAACCAGCAGACGUAGCUCACCAUCCAUUCACCGGCUUCUACCUCGAAUACCCCGACGACAACAGAGGCUUUUGCAGAGGUCUUGUCAGCACGAUCAGUGUCGACCCGCCAAUGCUGAACUGGAUAUAUGUGGACAAGGAUACAUAUGAGGUCAAGUAUGCAGCGAGAUCAGGAAGCAUUAUGCAUCAUGUAGGCGACUUCGACUGGACGACGGAUGCCAAUGAAGACAGCUGCAUCACUCUUGAUGGCUUUGAGGGUUUUGUUGCGGUGGAAGAGGAGGAUGGCGUGUGGGCGCUGUAUUUCGAUAUGGAUGAUGACGGACUGAAGAGUAAGAGGAAGGGCAGGAAGGCUGUUGAGGUACACUUGCAGCGAAGAAUCAUUGUUGGGCAAGAG
Molecule: messenger RNA, 603 nt
Organism: Pseudocercospora fijiensis CIRAD86
Lineage: Eukaryota; Fungi; Ascomycota; Dothideomycetes; Mycosphaerellales; Mycosphaerellaceae
Exons: 1
Source: RefSeq, a predicted model, not a curated record